CAGCGUGCUAGACUUUUUUUCUUUCAGUCUUCAGUCUGUCCAUCCUGGUUGUAUCUGCUUUCUGGGUGUCGUGUUGCGCACAACUUAAGAAACUGCGCCGGUCGCAUUCAGUAAUUGCUCGCCACCCCUCCCCCGCCAUCACGCGCGACCAUGAGCGCGAUUCUCUCCGCCGACGACCUCAAUGACUUCAUAUCGCCUGGUGUUGCGUGCAUAAAACCGAUUGAGACUUUGCCGGCCAAGGAGGAGACCAGCUCGAACCCGUACGAAGUCACGACCGAAGAGAAGGCCGCCGCCGCCGAACCGCCGCCACCCGCGCAGAUAUCGCUCACAGACUGCCUCGCCUGCUCAGGAUGCGUGACGAGCGCCGAGGCUGUGCUUGUUCAGCUGCAGUCGCACAACGAGGUCUUGUCAACGCUGGACACAUACAAGUCGCUGGACGCACCAUGGCUGGCGCAGAGCGGGACGAAAGGGGUCGCGAACGGGCACGCACAUGCAAACGGCUGUAGCGGGCACCAGGCGGAGGGAAAGCUGUUCGUCGCGAGUGUGUCGCCUCAGGCGCGCGCGAGUCUGGCAGCAGUCUUCGGCGUGAGCGAGGAAGAAGCUGGGAACAUGAUCACACAGCUCCUGAGCGGCCCUUCUGGGGUCAAAGCUGGCGGACACCAGGGCAGCGCAUUCACGUGGGUCAUCGACACGAAUGUAGUGCGCGAAGCAUGUCUGGUCGCAGCCGCAGACGAAGUCGCCACCGCCCUCUCACCAGAGACCUCGAAGACACCCUCGACGCCUGGGAGCGAAGGCGCAAUCGAUACCACCCCGAAAGGGCCGAUCCUCACAUCAGCAUGCCCUGGCUGGAUCUGCUACGCCGAAAAGACGCAUCCCUAUGUCCUCCCACACCUCUCGCGCCUGAAGUCACCACAAGCCCUCACUGGCACCCUCCUCAAGUCCGUUCUCAGUCAACGCUACAACGUCUCGCCCUCACAAAUAUGGCACCUCGCCAUCAUGCCCUGCUUCGACAAGAAACUCGAGGCCAGCCGCAGCGAGCUGACAUCGUCCGCCUGGCUACCGAGCCACGACCCUUCAGAACCGGUUCGCGACGUCGACUGCGUAAUUACUGCGCGCGAACUCCUCUCCCUCGCCUCCGCCCGCAACAUCUCCUUCUCCUCGCUCCCCCGCACACCACUUACCGACCGAACGCCGUUCCCCGACCGCACACUCGACGCCUUCCUCUUCCCCUCCACACGACCAAGCCGGAAGAACCAGUCGCGAGACGCAGGCUCUUCGGGUGGCUACUUGUACCACAUCCUCCAAACCUACCAGACCGCACACCCCGGGUCCACCAUCUCCGUCUCACGCGGCCGCAACGCAGACGUCGUCGAAUACACGCUCGCCCAAGGCCCCGACACGAUAAUACGCAUGGCGCGCUUCUACGGGUUUCGCAACAUCCAGAACUUGGUCCGGCGCCUCAAACCCGCGAAGAUCAGUCGGCUGCCAGGCGGGAAAACAGGCGCAGUGCGACGACCGCCUGGCGCGAAAGGGGUCGUGGAGACGAAAGAUUAUGCGUAUGUCGAGGUCAUGGCGUGUCCUGGUGGGUGUACGAAUGGUGGAGGCCAGGUCAAGGUCACAGAGGUUGAGGAGGUACGGGCGCUUGAAAGCAAGCAGGAGCAGGGGUUGGUCGAGGAGAGGGAGGUGGUGAGGCCCGGGCCGAAGGAGCAGAAGGAGUGGUUGGCGAGGGUGGAUGAGGCGUAUUUUUCGGGAAGUGAUGCCGAGGAUGAGACUGCAGAGAAGGAUCAAGAUGGAGAUGAGGAAAUGCAAGAGGCUAAUGGCCAUGAUGCAGAGGGUGACGUGGUCAAUGGGAUUGACAGGAAGCACGUCAAGGGUGCAAUGGCGCAUUGGUCAAGCAUCACGGGCGUCGACAUGCAGAGCUUGUUGUACACUUCCUACCGAAAGGUUGAAAGCGAUGUAGGAAAGAAAAAGCAGAGCGACAUGGAGAGAGUGGCGGGUCUGGCCGUCACUGUCGGUGGUGGGUGGUAGACAAAGAAGGUAUAGACAAGCAUUGGGCGGCGUAUCUAGAGGAGCAAGCAUUUACAUAGCCUUAUGGCCGACAAGGAAGCAUCUGCACGAUUUGAAUGUUAGAAGCUUUUGUAAUAUUUGGUUGCUUCUCCAUUUCUCCCACUUGUCACGCCGGACUGACGAUCGCACAGUCGACACGGCUAUGGUGUUGAGUUCAACAUGGGGAACAACCCGGUCAACAUGGGGAGGCCUUGAGUUGCUA
This is a messenger RNA of Macroventuria anomochaeta, 2269 nucleotides long. RefSeq names its product iron-sulfur cluster assembly associated protein-like protein Nar1. The transcript is spliced from 2 exons. Bases 151 to 2028 code for a protein of 625 amino acids. Gene Ontology annotation, cellular component: cytosolic [4Fe-4S] assembly targeting complex. Gene Ontology annotation, molecular function: 4 iron, 4 sulfur cluster binding. The record is from RefSeq and is a predicted model, not a curated record. Gene Ontology annotation, biological process: iron-sulfur cluster assembly. Lineage: Eukaryota; Fungi; Ascomycota; Dothideomycetes; Pleosporales; Didymellaceae.